UGUGCGGUCGUUUGUAUAACAUUAAGGCUGAAGAGACGUGCCAUAGCGUUUUACCACAGGAAAAUUCUCUCUAACGUAAGGGGUAAAAGAUUAUGACCGACGGAGAACGUAUAGCGGAGUUUUAGAUUUUUUAUUAUGCCGAAAUAGAUACAAAGUGUUUGAGAAGGUAUUGAAGCGUCACUAACCUUCAUUUUGUGCAUGUUGUCUAAAACAGUAGUGUGUGGUUUGAGUUUUCUAGUUAAACGACAAAAUUAUCAUCCUUCUGAUAACGAUUUAUUUUCGAUUUGGGCUCAGAUUGCAAGUGUAUACACGUGAGAUUCAAACGGCUCGUUUACACAGUUCGAUGUUUAUGUUUUGUGUAUCAAUAUUAGCAAAAAGAAACAUGAAUUGCCUAAACGAGGCAAAAUAUUAAAAAGUAAAUCAUAAAUAACAGCAAAUUAUUUAUGUUGGAUCUAUAUGUGUUUAGAAAUAAAACAAAUCAACGAAAAAUAUGAUGUGUCCUGAAGAAGAUCGUUUUAUACAUGAAAAUAGCUUACGUCUGAUUGUUGUGAUGGGACUGCUGCUGGAGGUAUAAAAAAAUUCGAAACCCAUGUGCUGAAAAUACAUCUCGUGUUUCGGAAAUAAUUUAUAAUGUAUUGCUUCUGUGUUCUUAAUGAAAUAUGCUGAUGAUUGGAAAUCGUGUUUUUUAUGGAAAUGGUCAGUGGAUUUACAGAAUGAUUAUAGUGUUUUAUUUGAAAUUGGCUAAAUAUGGUGCCAGCUGAAAGGAAUUAGAACCGUGUAAAUGAUACAACAAGCAAUUCUUUAUGAGACCAACGAUUAGCAUUUGUGUAUUUCUAAAAAAGUAAAAUGAAUAGUGAAAAACCAAAUAGCACAACAUGUAACAACUGUUUCUCAUUGGUAUUGAAUUAGUGCAUAUAUGUGAAUAUUUUAUAUAUACACAUUACUUCAAGUGGUGAUUGAAACUAUUUUAUAUGUGUUUAUCAACCUGUUUGGAAAUAACUCCUGCAAUCUGGAUUGGUGUCUAUCUGUUCAGUAGCAUUAAUGAAUGUGACAUUUCAAUAAAAAAUAAAAAGGUACAAUGAGGCCAAACAAAUACGAUGUUACCACAGCUUACCGUCUAUGCCAAGAUUUUGUGCCUCCUGAUGGUGGUAAUGAUUGCUGGAGCAACACCCGAAUACAUGUUUCUUCAAUCGGCAUGCUCAUCAAAAUUUGUUCGAAUAGUAGCAAAAAACGGCACGGUAUUUGCAGACGACAAUGGACAAAGCGGUCGACCACAAACUUUCACUAUAGAGGCUUUUCAAUUACCAAAAAAAAACAUCACUUUGGCAGUAGCAAUACGCUGCAAAGAAACCGACAUGUACUUAUGCUUCGACAAAAAUUGGAAAAUCAAAGGCAUGAAAAGAAAAGGCAAUAUCGAGAACCGACCACGUUGCAACUUCAUCGAAAGCCUCACAGGAGGAUACUUUCGUUACCAAUCGGUAGUGAGCAGGACGAAAUACCUAGGUUUUAUCGGCAGCGGUAAACCUAUCAAUUACAAAGUAAAGCGGUAUAUUGACGAAAAGUGCUACAAUUUUCAACGUCCUGAUGAAGGAUCAUUCCAAACUGUCGGCACACCCAAAUUUAUUCAUAAUCAUAGACAUAAACAUGGAUUAAACGACCAACGUAAAACGCGCAACAGAAUUUAUGCACAUCGACAACAAAAUAUUGCUGAUCAGCAAGUUACAUUCCCAUCGCAGCAAAUCAUGCCGUCACAUUUUCCUUUUAUCAAUAAUACCAAUAAUUUAUCGCGGUACUUGGCUUCUUCAGUAUUAUUACAAAACCCAUUACGGAUCAGUAACGAAGUACAUACCACCACGCAAUUUCCUUCAAAGAAUUUCAUCACAAGGAAGCAAAUAAAACCAUCUAAACGACACGGGAAGACCAACAAAAAAACCAUUUUGUAUGAAAGUCGCGAUCAUAGCAGUAGCACAAGGCAUCACUAUCACUAUGACUACAGAAAUAAUAAACAAAGCAUUGGUCGGUCUGCACCAGCUGAAAUUAGAGCUUAAGGCUAUCGACUAUGCUGCCUUUCACCUCAAAAUUUACAGUGAUAGUAACUAAACACAAGGACUACGAAAAAUUGAAAAAUAUAGAAGUUGACUUGCUACAAAGUAUUUGAGGAACAGUAACAGAAAACGAACUGUUUAAAAAGGUUGAAUGACGCUGACAUACAUAUAAUUAUGAUAUGAAAAUGAGUUCAUAUUGAGUAUCUAACAGUGUGAAAUACUAACGUCUACCUAGUCGUAAGAAUUUGCACAAUACUUUAAAUCGCAUUGCCAUUCAAAGUUAGAUAUGAUGUCGUAGAAUUUUCGAGUUCUACUAUUCUUGAAACAUAAAACCCGGUAAACACUGCCACCUUUACUAAAUACAUUUUUUCACAUAACUGCAAUGCUCUUCUUUUCUCGUUUUUACAUAAUAUUAGGCUUAUACAAAUUUGAAAAAAAGUUUAUGUCCUGGUCUCAAAAUAUAGUUGAAGGGGGGGGCAAGAAAAAAAUAAUAACAUUAAACCUUCAAUAACCAAACAAAAGAGAAGAAACCAGCGUUUAUUUUUCCAUAUUAUUAAAAUUUUAGUACAUGUGUAUUUGUAUUUGUAUAUUUUGUACAGUAGGUACUUAAAUUUUAGUUCAACCCUUUCAAACUUCAAAAUUUUUCGACCCAAGCACAUAAAGUAAGCAUCCUGGUAGAGAUGAAGCAGUUUGAUAAUAGUGGAGUGCCACAGGAUCACCUUAGAGAGCCACAAACGUAUAACUUGACCUUCCUUUUGUUUUGAACCUCCGUGUCACUCGGUUAGUUACCUUGCUUUUUUAAUAAUCGCAAUCUGUGUCACUUACUAGUUCAGAACUCGGUAACCACGACGUAGUAUCGUAAUCUAACCAUAGAGUGAAAAUGGCAGUUUAGGUCCCUGCCAUUUUAUUACUUGGAACACUUAUGCUGUGCUGUCGACAUGUUUUAAGAAAACAAAUCUCUGAAGCUAUUCACGUUUCCUGGUCAACCUUUUUGUCAUGAAUAUCAGGCCUCUCUCUUGUAUAUUAAGGAUGCACACCAUUUCGAAAAUUUAGAAAGUUUAGAACAGUUCAGUGACAUCCUGCAUGCUGCAUGCAUUCAAUGAAUGGUAAAAACUGUAUCGUUGAGUUUUACGUCCCCUAUCUCCAAAAUUAGGGUAGUUACUUGGACAUUACGGAGUAAAACGAACAAAUUUUGAGCCCCGAAAACCCGAAAAAUUGUGUUUCUAUUUUUAUCUUAUCUAGUACCUUUGAGGGAAAAAAAUAAUCCCACUGCAAUUCAAAAAUCGGAAUAUCUCCGUCAAAAGCGGUACCAAAUUUCACUAAUAUAUUGUUUAAUUGAUUGUUGCCUCCAUCUAAUUCUUUUAAAACAAGGUAAAUUAAAAUGGAAUCAAGCCGAAAGUCUGAUUGCAAGCGCCCCAAUUUUCGACGUCGGGAACUUAAAGAUUAAGCACAAUAGUUGCCUGUGACUUGUAGCAGAAUCAGAAAGCUUAGUUGGCGAAAGAAAGUUGAUCGAGACUAACGAGAUAACUAUAACUUUGCACAUAUUGGAUAAUUUAGAGAUGUAAGCUCAUUGAACUGUGAAAAAAUCCGCUUGUCACUAAAAAAUGCAACAGACUAAUAUGACACUUUAUUUUUUUGCCCCUUCACAUUUCGAAAAUUUUCAAAGGGGGGGGUGACAUAAACUUUUUUUCAAAUUUGUAUAAGCCUUAUUACAUUACAUAAAAGUCAAGAUAUUACUACAUUUCUCGCCCGUGAUUUGGUGUACAUUUUAAAGUUUGGAGUUACCAAUACAUAAGCUGUGAGUCAUUUUAUAACUUUUUUGAAGCUUGAUCCUGUAUUGAUCAAUCGGUUCACCUGUACCCUCUUCAUAUAUUAUGUUUCGAUUUCGAUAUGAACAAUGUCGAAAUAAUGUCAAAAGGUUCCAGAUCCUCGUUAUUUAAACGAAUUUAAGCAAAUUCAGUAGUUUUUUUGUGAGAAUGCGUCAGAAAACUUUUUGAGUUUUUAAGGGGGCAUAGUACCUUUUAUACCAUAUUUUUUGCCAUAUUUCAAAUAUUUUUUUCUCGAUAACGCGAAACGCGAAUCGAAUCGGGUUUUUUGCAUUCGAAACAUUGCAUUUUAUACUAAUAUUUACAACUUUGUUUUCAGAUGGGCACCUCUUCCCCUUCCCCAUACGGCUCCUUGAAGAUAGUCAUUUAAAAAAAAAUAUGAAUUGCGGUACCAUGGAUUGACGCUGGGGGGCUUUUCCGAAUUCAAAAUUCCAAAACGACAUGAAAGUAUAUUGAGUUAUCUCGUGUUUGACCCAUCCUUUUUUUAACGUAUAACAAAAUGGCGGACAUUCAAACAUAAAAGUAAGGUUUUUAGUCGAAAAAAUGGACUUUAAAAAUUUCUAAAAAAUACAAAAAUUGUAAUAUCGAAAAAAGGAUGGGUCAAACACUAGAUAAAUUUGUUAGCUUUAAAACAAAAAAAGAAGAAUCUUGAGAAUUGCUUGAGCCGUUCUUGAGAUAUUUAUGGUACCGACUUUGAAAACCUGGUUUCGAGAAAAACGGCGUUGAAGUUUUUAUUCGCUGUGUAAUUGCUCCAGACAUGCGCGGUACAAAUAGCUGUAACUUUCUCAAUUUUUCGGAAUUCAUCCAAACGGCUUCAAACACAUAUGGUCAAAAUGUUAAUCUUUCGAAAUAAUCAAUAAAAAAAAAUCGGUUUUCAAAAAUUGAAAAGGUACUAUGCCCCCUUAAUUGUCAAAAUCUAACACCCCGAUUUUGACCAACCGGGUACAGGUAUGUCUACUUAGUAAGGCCAUUACAAAUUUUUUUGAAGUUUUGAUUUUUGAUGAAAUUUUCGACCACUUUUGAUGAAAUUUUCGACCACUUGUUUCGAAACAAUCGACCACUUAGCUAGAGUGAUCGAAAUUAGGAGCUGAUUGGAAUUAUGUGCGUUAACGAUACAUAUACUCUUUUCUUUUCUAGAAUUUAUAGAUCAGUAUUUUCUAUUCUACGCUUAGGGUACCCCUUAGUCAGUUAGGGUGAUCACAAAAAUAAUCGAAACUAUAUUUUUUAAAUUGUACAUCCAAAACAAAAAAAUAAACGUUUCUGAAUUUUUAAUAAAUUAUGCAAAAGUC
Molecule: messenger RNA, 5160 nt
Organism: Sabethes cyaneus
Lineage: Eukaryota; Metazoa; Arthropoda; Insecta; Diptera; Culicidae
Exons: 5
Coding region: 1098-2048 (316 amino acids)
Molecular function (GO): growth factor activity
Source: RefSeq, a predicted model, not a curated record